Dendronephthya gigantea is the source of this 1435-nucleotide messenger RNA. RefSeq names its product signal peptide peptidase-like 2B. Bases 21 to 1022 code for a protein of 333 amino acids. Gene Ontology annotation, biological process: membrane protein proteolysis. The record is from RefSeq and is a predicted model, not a curated record. Gene Ontology annotation, molecular function: aspartic endopeptidase activity, intramembrane cleaving. NCBI's taxonomy places the organism in Eukaryota, Metazoa, Cnidaria, Anthozoa, Malacalcyonacea, Nephtheidae. Gene Ontology annotation, cellular component: cytoplasmic side of endoplasmic reticulum membrane; lumenal side of endoplasmic reticulum membrane; lysosomal membrane. The transcript has 7 exons.
GCUCUGAUGAAGAUGAACAAAUGCAGAUCACCCCUUUGAUGGUUGUCAUCUUUGUCAUAUUCAUCUGCCUGUUUCUGCUGUUGGUCUAUUAUCUCUAUAAAUAUGUGGUUUAUGUUAUAAUUGCUAUAUUUGCUAUCGCCUCGGCAUCUGGAACAUUCGAGUGCCUUAAUGCCUUUGCUCUUAAAAUACCACUUUGUACAUGCAGAAUACAUGUGCCUUUCACUUCUGGUCCUGAAAAACAUGUCCUUGUCAGGACAAUGAUUGUUUGCGGGAUUUCGCUUGGUUUAGCCACCUGGUGGGUUAUUGUACGCAACGAAAGCUACGGUUGGAUCUUACAAGACAUUCUUGGCGUGUUAUUUUGUAUAUCGAUAUUGAAGAAUCUACGGUUGCCAAGCAUGAAGAUUUGUACCUUACUGCUGGUGUUACUUCUGAUCUAUGACGUUUUCUUCGUCUUCAUCACCCCACUUUUUUCUGCUGGUCAUAACAGCGUUAUGGUCGACGUCGCUACAGGUGAAGGACACAAAGAACAGCUUCCGAUGGUUCUCAAAGUUCCACGUAUCAUCCGCUCUGCUCUGUUGAUAUGUGAAAGAAGGGAUUACUCAUUGCUAGGUUUUGGAGAUGUUUUAGUGCCUGGUCUUUUCGUUUCAUUUUGUCAUUCUUUCGACCGAAUGGCAAAGACGCCAUAUCGAAUAUACUACAUUGCCAGUUCGAUUGCGUAUGGCAUCGGUCUUCUUAUCACAUUUGCUGCUUUGUAUUUUAUGAAAGAAGGUCAGCCUGCUCUGGUCUACCUCGUGCCGUCGACGUUACUAACAGUUAUGAUUAUUAGUUUAAUACGAAAAGAGUUUUGGGAUCUAUGGAAUGGAUCGUGUAAAUCCACCAACCCUAUCACUCAACCGUUAGUACAAAGCGACAAUGAAGACGACUGUGUUUAUGACAGAGAAACGGACACACGUCGGUCGAGCACGUCUAGUAACGUAAACAAUGAAAGUCAAAAUAGUGAAAAACAACAUUUAAUUAACUAACCAAUUUAACUAACCAUUAAAGCUAUGAAGAAAUUCUAGUAUAUUGUUUAAAAUAAUUGUGCGCUGAAUAUGAACUUUAUUCAGUAAUUUUGGGGGACGUUGUAUAAAGAAUAUUGUAAAAUUGUUGACGUUGAGUUACGUUGUAUAGUCCUUAAUUUUAUCACCGAAUAAUUUCAGCGGUCUGUUGUAUAGCGUCUCUGCUAUAGCUAGAUAUGCAUCUAUUAAAGUGUGGUUUCCAUAACUUCUUAUUUUUCACAAAGUUUACAUCGUAUAUGAAGUAGAAAAAUAUUGCUUAUAUGCAAGAAGUACUUUUCUAUACUGAUAUGAAAUACUAAUUAAAUUUGUAAGAAUACGUCUUUCACUGGAGUCAGAAUAACAAUUUUAUAUACGUUUAUGAUCGUGAUUUGGCAAGU